CGUCGACAAAGCCGCUACAAGCACAAGUGCUACGCAGCAAUGACAAGAGUUCAACUGCCGAUCCCCACAGAUUCAGGUCGGUUUGUCGGCAAUUCUCACUUUCCAAUACCAUGCCUGCCUCCCUCGACACUAUCCUUCCCGCGCCAGUGCUCAGCAACGCCAUGAACAGCGUGCACUACACCAGCGACGACGACGUCGAGCUGCCCAACAUCUACACGUACUUCCACGACUUUACCUUUGAAACGGACGCCAACAUGGACGACAUGGACGCCGUGUCGGUCUUUAUUGCUGGCCUCGAAUACCUCAAGCACCUCUUUAUGACCUCCGCACCGCCGACGGCUGCGUAGUGAGCCUUCUCGACCCACGUUUGUACUAUACAAGUAUUAUUUCAAGCAAAAUGAGCGCGAGUUCCUUACUUUUCGACAA
Messenger RNA from Saprolegnia diclina VS20, 426 nucleotides. RefSeq lists its product as hypothetical. Bases 111 to 347 code for a protein of 78 amino acids. The record is from RefSeq and is a predicted model, not a curated record. The transcript has a single exon. NCBI's taxonomy places the organism in Eukaryota, Oomycota, Saprolegniomycetes, Saprolegniales, Saprolegniaceae.